Cherax quadricarinatus is the source of this 1116-nucleotide messenger RNA. The record is from RefSeq and is a predicted model, not a curated record. NCBI's taxonomy places the organism in Eukaryota, Metazoa, Arthropoda, Malacostraca, Decapoda, Parastacidae.
GUAGAUUUUUGGGUCAUAUUAAGUAAAUCCUUUCUUGUAUUCCAGAGUGUGGAGAAAUUAUUAGAUGAUGCCAUUUCUACCACAUCUCAGGACUUGGACAGAAGGCAAACUGUAAUCAAGCAAAAAGCUUUAAUGCACAGGCUUACCCAAAUAUCAAACAGGUUAGAACGGUUAGAAGCCCUGUUGAAAUCUGGUGGAAGGGACGGUAUUUGUGGAGAUGUUGUCAGCGAGGACUCUGGUUCAGGAGAGGGUGACCUUGUGGAUCGUUUAGCUGCUGAAGUAAACCACCUCAACUUUUUGGUGUCUCACUGUGAGGGUGCAGCACUUCUUGAUGUCUGUAAACCAAGAGUUGCUGAAGUGUGUCAGUAUGUGGAGCAUGGCUUAGAGCGUGGUCUUCGAGAAGGAGUCUUGAAUAAGGAUUUGUCUGUGCUCAGACAGACAUUACAUACAUAUGCAAGCUUGGGAAGUGUUAAUCAUGCACAUCACCUUGUCAGAGAGCUAAUAAGAAAAGAACUGGAAGAUUAUAUAGUGAUACCAUUUUAUUUUUUUUUGUUCUUCAUUGCUGAAAUUUCUUUUAUCAGGUCAGAUAAAGUAAGGGGCUACAGCUUCUUGGAACGUUCUGCAUGGCCUGAAAUUGUCACAGCUUUAGAGACUGGCACACAGCAUAUUUUUAAUCCUGGAAACCCUACCACAUUUCAUCAAAGAUACCUAGAAACAAUAGAAUUCUUAGAGUCCUUUGAAAAGCUGCUUGGUUCUAAAGCCAAGAUAAUGGCUUUUCGGGAAAUGAUUGAAUACAAGAGUUUUAUGGAACACUGGAACCUUCCAGUGUACUUCCAGAUAAGGUAUCAAGAAAUUGGACAGGUAGCAGAAUGCAGCUUAUGCCAGGAUGGUGAUGGUCUUGCCCAGUUGGGAUUUAACAGCAAUGGAGACUUUAUUUACGUAUCUUCUCAAAUUAUAUGGGAUAGCAUUUUGAAGUGUUUCUCAGCCGAGGUGUUUCUUCCACCACUCCUCCAUCGUUUCUGGAAGCUCAUGUUGCUUGUUCUCUCACGCUACCGUACUUGGAUCAUAACCACAACAGAUCAACUAAAGGUACAAUUAUAAUUUUGGGGACAUUUG